Messenger RNA from Manihot esculenta (cassava), 1000 nucleotides. Its product is annotated as ras-related protein RABF1. The transcript is spliced from 8 exons. Gene Ontology annotation, molecular function: GTPase activity; GTP binding. The coding region runs from base 136 to 720 and encodes 194 amino acids. The record is from RefSeq and is a predicted model, not a curated record. NCBI's taxonomy places the organism in Eukaryota, Viridiplantae, Streptophyta, Magnoliopsida, Malpighiales, Euphorbiaceae.
CCCGAAGACUGCACAAUGAGAGCUCUUUGAAACGCGCAAGUCUUCUGUAGCUCUCCACGUUAAACCCUAAUUCCACUGCAAUUUCCAGAAUUUCUUGUAUAUCUCUGUUGAAUUUUACUAUAUUUCUAUUGGCUCAUGGGUUGUUCAUCUUCUCUUCCAGAUAGGAGUUCUAGGCGGUUGAGUGGACUUGGCAAUCCUGAGAGCAAUGGAGUGCCUGAUGCCAAAAACCUACGGGUGAAGCUGGUGUUGUUAGGUGAUUCUGGUGUUGGUAAAAGCUGUAUUGUUCUACGCUUUGUUCGUGGACAAUUUGAUCCAACAUCCAAGGUAACUAUUGGAGCUUCAUUUUUGUCACAGACAAUUGCUUUGCAAGAUUCUACAACAGUUAAGUUUGAAAUAUGGGACACUGCAGGACAAGAAAGAUAUGCUGCGCUGGCACCACUAUACUACAGAGGUGCUGCAGUUGCAGUUAUUGUAUAUGAUAUAACAAGCCCAGAGUCAUUCAAUAAAGCACAAUAUUGGGUCAAGGAACUACAAAAACAUGGGAGCCCUGAUAUAGUCCUGGCUUUAGUUGGGAACAAGGCUGAUCUUCACGAGAAUCGAGAAGUACCUGUUCAAGAUGGUAUGGACUAUGCUGAGAAGAACGGAAUGUUCUUCAUUGAGACUUCUGCCAAGACUGCAGAUAAUAUAAAUCAGCUGUUUGAGCUUAGAGCUGCAAGCUGACGACUUCUCCAAUAUGGCAGGAAAUUGGUAAGCGACUUCCACGUACACCACCAUCAUGAUUGCUGGACCUUGUAACAAUCAUCUAAGAUGGCUUCUCUAAUGUUAUGGAAACGUACUUGCUUGUAACAAAUUUGUGUAUAUGGUGAUGUCUGUAAUCUUUGCUUCAUUGUGAUUUGGGUAUGAAAAUUCUUGUUCCAGCUAUUUGAUUAUAAAAUCAAAUUUAAACAGCUGACAUAUAAGAUUAAUGGAAACAAACUAUUUGAAGGGGUUUACAAGGCAA